AUGCGAAACCUUGAACAGCAGACAAACGAAUUGUUGACUAGAUUCCAAAGCAAUAAUCUCUCCAACACCACCACCACCACCACCACUACCACCACUACCCUAUACAAUACAUCUCGCAUGGGAAAAGCAGCGUCAAAAUUGUCCAGAGAGGACAUCAAAAAACUACAAGAACAUACUUAUUUCGACAAGCGGGAGCUUCAACUGUGGUACAAAGGUUUUCUCAGAGAUUGUCCCAGUGGACAACUAACCGAAGAUGAUUUUGCCAAAAUCUAUCAACAAUUCUUCCCAUUUGGCGACCCAAAGGAGUACUGUCAUUACUUGUUUCUUCAAUUUGAUCAAGAUAAUUCCAACUUUAUCGAUUUCAAAGAGUUUAUUUUGGCGUUCAGCAUCACCAGUCGUGGCAAAGGCGAACAGAAAAUAGCAUGGGCAUUUGAUUUCUAUGAUUACAACAAGACCGGAAAACUCACAUACAAGGAUAUACUACCGGUCAUUAGUGCUACUUAUAAAAUGAUAGGUCCAAUGGCUGCGUUGCCACCGGAUGAAACUACACCCGAAUUGAGGGCAGAAAAAUGGUUCAGGCUAUUAGGGAAAAACAAGGACACCGAUGUGAUUACUUUAGAUGACUUCAAGAAUUUGGCCGAAAUCGACCCACUGAUAAAGAGUGCUUUGACAGGGUAUCUGGGUUUAGUGUAG
This is a messenger RNA of Lodderomyces theae, 693 nucleotides long. RefSeq names its product frequenin. Gene Ontology annotation, cellular component: intracellular membrane-bounded organelle; membrane; cytosol. The coding region runs from base 1 to 693 and encodes 230 amino acids. Gene Ontology annotation, molecular function: calcium ion binding. NCBI's taxonomy places the organism in Eukaryota, Fungi, Ascomycota, Pichiomycetes, Serinales, Debaryomycetaceae. The transcript has a single exon. The record is from RefSeq and is a predicted model, not a curated record.